AUGUACAAUGCUGGUUACGCGCGCCAGCGACCAGGCUGGAAGCCACCUCUCAACGACGAGCAGAAGCGCGAGCGUUUGGAGUGGGCGCUUGCCCACAACCCUGAUAAAUACGAGUAUAGAGAUACUCGCAUUGGUGAGGAGCGCGGCAUGCAGAGGGUAUAG
Messenger RNA from Didymella exigua CBS 183.55, 162 nucleotides. RefSeq lists its product as uncharacterized. The coding region runs from base 1 to 162 and encodes 53 amino acids. The record is from RefSeq and is a predicted model, not a curated record. The transcript has 2 exons. Lineage: Eukaryota; Fungi; Ascomycota; Dothideomycetes; Pleosporales; Didymellaceae.